Messenger RNA from Polyodon spathula (Mississippi paddlefish), 2721 nucleotides. Its product is annotated as serine/arginine-rich splicing factor 10-like. Lineage: Eukaryota; Metazoa; Chordata; Actinopteri; Acipenseriformes; Polyodontidae. The transcript is spliced from 6 exons. The record is from RefSeq and is a predicted model, not a curated record. Bases 429 to 1058 code for a protein of 209 amino acids. Gene Ontology annotation, molecular function: RNA binding.
GGGAAUUUGGGGGAAUAAUUUCGUUAUGGCCAGGUACCUUCGGCCUCCAAACACUUCGCUCUUUAUCAGAAAUAUAUCUGAUGAAUCCAGACAAUAUAAAGCGAUACAGUACUGGAGACCCCACUGAGAAAGUAAGAAAGAACCUUUUUAGAGUAGAGUCCAAGAAUUAACACAAGCAGACAAGCCAAAGACCUCUCAAGGAUCAGGCCUCAAGAAAAAGAGAAAGGGAAAGGUUGAAAAAAAAGAGAAAUUAAAGCUUGAAGAUACAAAGGGGAAAAAAAAAAGAAACCAAAAUGGGAGUCGAGGCCUUGACCUGUCUGCAAAAGAGAGAGAAAAAAAGAUUAUUGCUCAAAGCCAAGCAGCAAACCAAGUUCUUCUGGGAAGCGUUUUUAAAGAGUUAAAGGUCAAGAUGAAGUUGAAAGUCAAGCAUGUUUAAGCUUAGCAUGUUUGAAGAUGUGCGAGAUGCUGAGGAUGCACUUCACAACCUGGACAGGAAGUGGGUCUGUGGCCGUCAAAUUGAGAUCCAGUUUGCUCAGGGGGAUCGGAAAACUCCAGGACAAAUGAAGACCAAAGAAAGGCGUUCCCCUCGGAGUUUUUCACGUGAUGAUUGUGACAGAGACAGACGCAGGCGCUCCCGCAGCAGGGGUUAUGAACGGAGAAGGUCCAGGAGUCGUUCUUUUGAACGAAGGCCAAGGCGGUCUGAGAGUCCCAGAGACUACAAUAGUAGAUCCUAUGGAAAACACAGACGAAGCAGAAGCCCUGAAAAUGACAGGUACAGACGACACAAUCGCUCUUACAGCCGGUCAAAUUCUAGAUCUAAAUCUCAUUCCAGAUCAAGAUUGAAAGCCAAGAAGGACUCCAGGGCCAGAUCACAUUCAAGAUCAAAGUCCCUGUCCCCACCCGGAGAGGGCUUUCACCUGGCACCAAAAUCCCGUUCAAGAUCUAAAUCUCAGAAGGAUUCCGGAUUGAGAUCGCCAUCGGGAUCUCGAUCUAGAUCUCAGUCUAGAUCGCGCUCCAGAUCCAGGUCAUGGGCUGGUCGGAAAUCUGGUGGCCAUUAGACCGCUUUCUUCAAUAAUGGCUUGCAUAAUGUAUGGUUUUUGUUGGUUUGGGUUUUUUAUUUUUAUUUUUUAAAUGUUUUUUGGUUUAAUUGAUGCAAGUAGUAUAAAAUGUUUUUGACAUCUUGUACCAGAUUUCCCCACGUAGAUCAGUUGCAGAAGUUUUUUUUCUUAUUUAGGUGAGACUGUUUAUUUUAGUCUGAAGUAUUGCUUUUCAUGUUUCAGCAUCCAGAGAAGUGGGGCAACUAACAAAGUUGCUGUAUAAAAUGUUUUGGCUCCCAUGAAUCUAAAGCAGACAUUUACAGCAUGCUACACUAACAUAUUAUAGUGGUCAACUUUGUUUUAUAAGUAUUUCUACUUUUGUGAAAAUAUAACUCGGCAUAUUCUUAGUCCUCUCGGAUUGGUGUUGUCCAUGGGUCAUCUAAAGUAUUUUGCAGUUUUAAUUUUUAUAAUUGCUGUUGCUUCUGGUCCAUAUACAACCAGGAAUUAGUGUCUUCCAAUGAAAAUUAAGUUUUUGUUUUUUUUCCUCCCCAAAAAAGUAAUUUUGUGCCCACCUUGGUAUUCCUGAAAUGGUAAUCCUUAAAUUACUUGUUUUGUUUUUGUAUAUGGACCUUGUAAGACAGUUUGGGAGUUUUAAUGUGAAUUUGAUAAUAAAAUGCAACACUCUUGUGCUGAAACCAUAAAUAACUGUUGGUCCAAGAUGAAUAACUCAAUCUCCAACUGGCAGGACGAAGGUUAAAUCUCAAAAUAUAGUAAGUAUGCUGUAUGACAUGGUAAAACAAGUAUUUUUAAAGCAGCUGUAUACUCAUUUUGAUAACCUGUAUAAAGUGAAAGUGUAUUUUGUUUUUAGUUUUUGCUAAAACUCAGAAUGGAUACAUGCACACUUAUGUUCUUUCUAAAAGGUUUGUAAAUACCUGUGGUAGAAGUCUCAUGUUUAAGGAAACUUAAGAUUUUGUAGUAACUACAUUCAGUAAAGGUCUGCUUGGCAGUGGUUUAUAUGCAUGCUUCCUCUUGUGUGGUGUUGUCUUUAUGAAUUUCUACUGUUUUGGUUUAAAGGUAUUUGUGGGGGGGGAUGUUCUGAUGCAUCAAGUAAUUGAAACACUGGUGUAUUCUGACUUAUUAAAUGGAAUAUAGAAAGUCUUGCAUAGCUGUUUCAGUUCCUUCUAAAUAAUGGGGGGGGGGGUGGCGACGAUUGGAUUACGGAAUUAGAAUAGUUGCUGAGUUAACACACAGCUAGCAAAGCUACAAAAUUUAUGCAUCUUGACCAAUUUACACAUGUAGUUAUGCAGGAGCUACACACGUUUGUUAGCUGGUUUUACAGACCCAGAUUAGAAUUGGUCUUGGACUACCUUAAGGUAAUAUUAAGGUGUCCAAUAUUGGCCCUUAUCACGGUUUGUGAAACUAGCAGAAAUAGUGUGAAUAUGUUUAACCUUCUCAUCUGAUGAAGUGUCAAAUCCAGUAGUUGACCAUUUUUGUUUGUGGCUUCAUUUCCAAGUAAAAAUCAAUUUAUUUCGCUGUGGCUUUAGUUUGACAACCAAAGAUUGUCAGAAACUGGUUGUCCAGUGCGAUUUGUUUGUAAAUGCUGUUAAGUCUCUUGGUACUGGUCAUGUUAUCACUUCCAGUAUUCCAAGAUUUACUUUUGAAUCUAAUAAAAUGUGGUGACAUU